GUUUUCUUUGACUGGCGGCAACGCCAUCAUAACAACGGAACGUGAAAGCUGAGUUACAGUAUGGUACUUCCACUGUAGUUUUAUUCUGGUUGCGUUGAUACCGUUCGCCAACUGCGCAUCUCUCAGACCUACGCCCAAAUGUACUGUAUCUUAAAGCACUGUAAUUAUUCAUUAGGAUGUGUGAAAUUUCCCUUUCGCCAAAGUUUUUUAAAAGUAGGUUUAGUAAUGUCCUAUAUUACCAAACUAACGGUUUUGAAAUAUUCUACUUUCAUUUCCUACUUCUAAUUGUAACUUCAUGCCCAGUAGCUUAAAUAAAUAAUAUCCGUUGUUAAGCAACGCCAUGUCUGAGGCGGAGUAUGGAAAAGUAUGUCUUUUUUCCCGCAAACAGGAAUUACGCAGUUUCUCGCCUAAAUUCUAGUGCUGUGUGUAAGAAGGUUUGGGAAGCUUUAACUUUCAGAAUGUCAGGAAUAGCGUCCACGCUUGCCAAAAAGAGGGCAUUGGCCGCGGGCUUUGGGACGAAUUCUAAUGCAGUGAAAUACUUAAAUCAGAACUUUGAAACUUUGAGAAAUGAGUGCCUAAGCCGUGGGCAGCUCUUUUGCGAUCCUACAUUUCCUGCUAUAGCAGAAUCUUUGGGAUUUAACGAACUCGGCCCACGAUCAUCCAAAACUAGAGGCGUUCAAUGGAAAAGACCCGGGGAAUUGACUUCCAAUCCAGAAUUUAUUGUUGGAGGAGCAACACGAACUGAUAUCUGUCAAGGCAGCUUGGGUGACUGCUGGCUCCUGGCAGCAAUUGCCUCACUCACGCUUAAUGAAGAUGUAUUGUCUCGGGUGGUACCAUCAGAUCAAGGCUUUGGAGAUAACUAUGCUGGCAUUUUCCACUUCCAGUUCUGGCAGUUUGGGGAGUGGGUGGAUGUGGUGGUUGAUGACCGGCUGCCUACCAGAGAUGGAGAAUUGCUGUUUGUUCAUUCAGCCACAGGCUCAGAGUUCUGGAGUGCUUUGCUGGAGAAGGCUUAUUCUAAGCUAAAUGGAUGUUAUGAAGCUCUCUCUGGUGGUUCUACAACUGAGGGCUUUGAAGACUUCACUGGAGGGAUAGCUGAGAUGUAUGAACUAAGAUCUUCUCCGUCAAACCUGUUCCAGGUUGUCAGAAAGGCACUGGAGUCUGGCGCACUUUUAGGGUGUUCCAUAGAUAUCACAAGUGCAGCAGACUCUGAGGCCAUAACCUAUCAGAAGCUUGUGAAGGGACAUGCUUACUCACUGACUGGGGCCACUGAGGUGAACUACCGGGGUCGCAAAGAGAAACUUGUCCGAGUGCGUAACCCAUGGGGUCAGGUGGAGUGGACUGGAGCCUGGAGUGACAACUCCUCGGAGUGGAAUUAUGUGGAUGCCUCUGAGCGAGAGAAUGUGAAGGCUGAGGACGGAGAGUUCUGGAUGUCAUUCUCUGACUUUAUGAAGCAUUAUUCCCGCCUGGAGAUCUGCACUUUGACUCCAGACACCCUUACCUCUGACUCUGUGAAGCACUGGAGUGUGAAUAAAUUUGAUGGUAGCUGGAGGAGGGGGUCCACAGCAGGAGGCUGCAGGAACCACCCUUACACAUUCUGGAUGAAUCCGCAGUAUAAGAUUAAGCUGGAGGAGGAGGAUGAUGAUCCUGAUGAUAAUGAGGUUGGCUGUAGUGUAGUGAUUGGCCUCAUCCAGAAGAACCGGCGCAAGCUGAGGAAAUCUGGGGAAGACAUGCAUACCAUUGGUUAUGCCAUCUAUGAAGUCCCUCCUCAGUUUCACGGGCAGAAGGAUGUCCACCUCGGUAAGGAAUAUUUCCUAACCCAUGCCCAGAAAGCUCGUUCUGAGACCUUCAUCAAUCUGCGAGAAGUCAGCACCCGUUUCAAGCUGCCUCCUGGGGAAUACCUCAUUGUUCCCUCCACUUUUGAGCCACACAAGAAUGGAGAUUUUAGUGUUCGUGUGUUCUCAGAGAAACAGUCUGAAAUGAAAUCAUGUGAUGAUCCUGUGCAGGCAGACUUUGAAGAUGAGACUGUGUCAGAGGAUGAGGUUGAUGCUGGCUUUAGGGGUCUAUUCACAAAGCUGGCAGGAGAGGACAUGGAGAUUUCUGCAUCUGAGUUGAGGACUAUAUUCAAUAAAGUAGUCAGCAAAAGGACAGAUAUUAAAACAGAUGGCUUUAGUUUAGAUACCUGCAGAGUCAUGGUGAAUCUCAUGGAUGACAGUGGUAAUGGAAAGCUAGGAUUAACUGAGUUUGCCACACUAUGGAAGAAAAUUCAGAAAUAUUUAGCCAUCUACAAGAAGAAUGAUAUAGAUGGAUCUGGCUCCAUGAGCACACCAGAGAUGCGUAUGGCUUUAAACGAAGCAGGCUUCACUCUGAACAACAGUAUUCACCAGAUUUUGGCUGUGCGAUAUGGUGCGGAUGACAUAACCAUUGACUUUGACAACUUUGUUUCCUGUGUGAUCCGCCUGGAGAUGAUGUUCAAAAUCUUUAAGAAGAUUGAUAUGGAUAAAAGUGGAUUAAUUGAGUUGGACUUAAAUCAGUGGCUGUCAUUCUCCAUGAUCUAGAGGAACACCAGGAAUGUUCAAACUUUUUUUUUCCGUUGAAACUGAACGAACUUACAUGUACACUAAUCUAAAUGUGUUUGUUUAAUAAUGUAUGCACCCAUGAAAACAUACAAUGUCUACUCAUUAUUUGAUGCUGUAGGAACUGAAUAAAUGUUGCUUUUCGUUUGUGAA
Molecule: messenger RNA, 2726 nt
Organism: Electrophorus electricus (electric eel)
Lineage: Eukaryota; Metazoa; Chordata; Actinopteri; Gymnotiformes; Gymnotidae
Source: RefSeq, a predicted model, not a curated record